Messenger RNA from Loxodonta africana (African savanna elephant), 2963 nucleotides. It is a transcript of the gene CA12, whose product is annotated as carbonic anhydrase 12. Bases 133 to 1197 code for a protein of 354 amino acids. NCBI's taxonomy places the organism in Eukaryota, Metazoa, Chordata, Mammalia, Proboscidea, Elephantidae. Gene Ontology annotation, biological process: one-carbon metabolic process. Gene Ontology annotation, cellular component: plasma membrane. The record is from RefSeq and is a predicted model, not a curated record. The transcript is spliced from 11 exons. Gene Ontology annotation, molecular function: carbonate dehydratase activity; zinc ion binding.
GCCACGCCGCGGGGCUGCGCGCACGCGGUCCCGGUGCGCGCCCCGGCACUCUGAGUGCUGCGCGACCCCGGAGUUACCAGGAGCGGGAGCCGCGGGGCAGCGGGCCCUGGCUGGUGUCUGAGCUCUCCGAAGAUGCCCCACUGCAGCCUGCACGCGGCUGCUGUCCUGCUGCUUGUCAUCUUAAAGCAACAGCCUUCCAACCCAGCCCCAGUGAACGGAUCCAAGUGGACCUACGCUGGACCCGAUGGAGAGAGGAGCUGGUUCAAGAAAUACCCAUCCUGUGGGGGCCUGCUGCAGUCCCCCAUCGACCUGAACAGCGACAUCCUCCAGUAUGACGCCAGCCUUGUGCCUCUCGAGUUCCAAGGCUACAACGUAUCUGCCAACGAGCAGUUUAUCCUGACCAAUAAUGGCCAUUCAGUGAAGCUGAGCCUGACCCCAGACAUGUACAUCCAGGGCCUCCAGUCCCGCUACAGCGCCACGCAGCUGCACCUGCACUGGGGAAACCGGAACAACCCCCACGGCUCAGAGCACACCAUCGGCGGGAGGCACUCUGCUGCUGAGCUGCACGUCGUCCAUUAUAACUCGGAUCUGUAUCCCGACGCCAGGACUGCCAGCAACAAAUCAGAAGGCCUUGCCGUCCUAGCUAUUCUCAUUGAGAGGGGCUCCUUCAAUCCAUCAUAUGACAAGAUCUUCAGUCACCUUCAAGAUGUAAAGUACAAAGGCCAAGAAGUGCCCAUUCCAGGUUUCAACGUUGAGGAGCUGCUUCCUGAGAGGCCUGAGGAGUACUACCGCUACAGGGGGUCCCUCACCACACCUCCUUGCCACCCCACUGUGCUCUGGACUGUUUUCCGAAACCCUGUGCAGAUUUCUCAGGAACAGCUGCUGGCUUUGGAGACAGCUCUGUACUGCACAGGUGUGGAUGACCCUUCCCCCAAAGAAUUGGUCGACAACUUCCGGCAGGUCCAGAAGUUUGACGAGAGGCUGGUGUACGUCUCCUUCCGACAAGACCUUACCUACACAGGACUGAGUAUGGGCAUCAUCCUUUCUGUGGCCCUGGCCAGCGUUCUUGGCAUCUGUAUUGUCCUGGGAGUGUCCAUUUGGCUUUUCAGAAGGAAGAAGAGUAGCAAAAAAGAUGACAGCAACAAGGGAGUCAUUUACAAACCAGCCAUCAAGACGGAGACGGAGGCCCAUGCCUGAGGUCCCUGGCAUUCCCAGGCACGCCCAUGGAAGGACCUUGCUUUGGAUGCUACAUACUUUGGCUCUAUGGACACUUGAAAUACCUGAGGGGGCUCUCAACAUGCAAGCAGCUCAGACACUCGAGGCCUCUAACUGGGAGCCCCAACACCCUGGUGCCAGGGCCAACCACGGCGUGAUCAGGAGGCAGGAACUCUGAGCUAUUUGCCACAUCUGUGUGGGAAUCAUUGAGUGGUCUGUAUUCUGGGGUCACAGACCAAGCCUCCUGCUGGUGGGCUCUUACUGGCUGGAAAACACAUUCAUCUGGAUGUCCACUCCAGUGUGACUGCCAUUGUCCUGGAAAUUCUGCUUUUGCUGUGAAAGCCUUCAGAACAGAAUGUACACUUUCUGCUUCAGUUUUGCUUUGGAAACUGCUUCUUUCCUUAGGGGAGGGGUUGUCUCCCUCUGAUUUCUUCUGCUCUGACAAAACCUUUAGCCUGACCUCACAACAGGGGGAGGAGGAGUGCGGGGCGGGGCUGAACUGCUACAAGGGUCAAGUGGUGAGAGGCAAGAAGACCAGAGCUAUACUUUGUAAUAUACUAGGGACAUUUUCAAAGUCCUUUGGGUCAGAAGCACUGACUAGGCCCUACAGAAAGGCUGUUUCAAGUUCCAUUUCUUAGUGGGAAGGGAAGGGAGUCAGAGAGAAAGAGAAAAUACAUGUGGGCUGGGAGACGCUCACUUUGCAACCAGAAUUUCUACUGAAGUCAUUUACCAGCCACAAUUGGGGAAGGUCAGAAUAUGAAGCCGAAACCCAACCCCUUCUGUCAGUGGGCCAGCUGUGUUUUGUAUUCUAUAGAUUUUAUUUUUAAAAAGUAGGCUGUUCCUUGAAAAUGUAUUGCUGCUUUCACCCCUCUAAAAUAGAAGUGAGUUCUGAGAUGACCCAAAUGGCUUUGGAAUCUAGAGGAAAUAAGCAGAAGCAGAAUGAUUGUAGAGCUUUGUCUCUUUUGCCCCAAUUCCACUUCCACCCACCUCUGUAGGGAGAGGAGAAGAAGGAGGCACGGGCUGAGGCAGGGCACGGGAAGGUCUGGCUUCUUUGGUCCUUCCUUUGCCUCUCGCUACUGGGGGAUCCCAAGUAUCUUUGUUCUAUUUCUUUAGUAUUAGCUGGCAAAAAUGGUAAGAACCUACACCUAUUUCUUUCACAGCCAUUCUAGAAUUUCGCUGUAUUAUUGACGCUAUUAAUCCCAUUUCAAGCUCAGACCCAAAUUCCUCUCCCCAUCACCUAAACUCUCUGUAGGCUUCCUGACCGGACCUCAGGAGUAACUCCGCUGGGGGAGCUGUGGUCCACAGCAAUCCCUGUCCCUGUGCCUCAGACCGGAGGCCACUGUGAUGACGGUCCAUUCAGCACUUCUGUAUUUAUUGUAAGAAUGAUUGUAAUGCAGACAUAUACUGUAAAUAUGAGAAAUUCUAAAUAAAAUGUUUUUCACAUCAGACUGAUUUUUUUUAUUUUUAUAAUUUUUAUUGUGCUUUAAGUGAAAGUUUACAAAUCAAGUCAGUCUCUCACACAAUAACUUACAUACACCUUGCUACAUACUCCCAAUUACUCUCCCCCAAAGAGACAGCCUGCUCUCUCCCUCCACUCUCUCGUUUCGUGUCCAUUUCGCCAGCUUCUAACCUCCUCUACCCUCUCAUCUCCCGUCCAGGCAGGAUAUGCCAACAUAGACUCAAGUGUCCACCUGAUCCAAGAAGCUCACUCCUCACCAGCAUCCCUCUCCAACCCAUUGUCCAGUCCA